Molecule: messenger RNA, 387 nt
Organism: Cylicostephanus goldi
Lineage: Eukaryota; Metazoa; Nematoda; Chromadorea; Rhabditida; Strongylidae
Source: the annotation of a GenBank genome assembly
AUGGCUGAGAAGACCGAUUUUCAGAAGAGAGUGCUGCAAAUCGGCAUCCAUGGGAUGAUCUCGGCUAGCAUAGCCGUUGGUAAUCGACUGCAUCUUUUCCAAGCUCUUGCCAAGGUGGGAAGCGAAGAAAAGCCAGCAACUGCCGCCGAAGUGGCGCAGGAAAGCGGAUGUAAAGAAAGGUAUGUCAAGGAGUGGCUCGCAGUUAUGGCCACGGCCGAUAUCAUAUCUGUUACGGAAGACGAAAAGUUCUUUAUAAGGAAGGAGAACAUUGAGGAAUUGUUAUCCAGUUUCAAUGUUUUGAUAAACUCUUUUCUCCCAAAUUUCUUGAAGCCAUACGAUAAGCUCUGCGAUGCUUUCAAGAAGGAUGGACCAUACGGUAAUCUUUAG